AGAAAACAGUUUGUAACCAAUUGUAACCUCAAACAUUCUUCUUGGUUUAUUGAUCACGUUAAUAAUUUGUAAAUAGUUAUAACAAAGUUAUAAAUUAAAAUGAGCGUUCUACCUCCAAUUACCUCUGAUGCCAUCGAUGCGGACCAAAUUAGAACCUUCAAAGAGUUUUUAAUCAACUACAAUAAAGUAUCAGAGCUGUGUUUCACAGAUUGCGUUAACGACUUCACAAGUCGAAAUGUUAAAGGCAAAGAAGAGAAAUGUGCAUACACUUGCAUGGAGAAAUUCCUGAAAACCAAUCAGAGGAUAUCCCAAAGGUUCUCAGAGUUCCAAAUGUUGGCCAAUGAAAAUGCCAUGGCUGCUGCUCAGAAGAUGGGCGGCAAAGUGCCCAGUUAAAACUGUUACAAGACUAUAACAUGCAUUUAAUGUUCAUUUUCAUGGUUCUGUCUUGAGAGGUGUUCAUAAUUGUAACAUAA
This is a messenger RNA of Nicrophorus vespilloides, 473 nucleotides long. RefSeq names its product mitochondrial import inner membrane translocase subunit Tim9-like. The transcript is spliced from 3 exons. The record is from RefSeq and is a predicted model, not a curated record. Bases 100 to 393 code for a protein of 97 amino acids. NCBI's taxonomy places the organism in Eukaryota, Metazoa, Arthropoda, Insecta, Coleoptera, Silphidae.